AUGCGAGAUAUUGACAAGAACCUCUCUCUCCGUGGAGAGAAAUAUCGUCAUGAUUACCUGUGGAUGCCGAGGUGGCUAAGGACGCGUAUGGAGCUAUCGGAGGUGUACCUACUAUCGAUCACCAGCGUGGCUGAAGGAGAAGCCGAAGGACUUGACUCCAAAGACGUUGACGUCAAAGCGGUUCCCUUUUCGUCUGAAAGUACACGAGGAUACACCAAGCGUAGCUUGUUGAAUGAAUCCUUUACAGACAGCGACUGUAUUCAUUGGGUCGUGUUUGUCGUGCUUGCUGGAGACGCUAAUGGUGCCGAUUCAGUGGCGCGCGCUGCUGAAGGGUCGUCUCCUGGGAGAACUAGUCUUUCAAAAUCACACUUGAGCUUCAACGCGUGUUUCGUCGAGCUUACCGAGCACGAGAUAAUUAGCCACAGGGUCCAGCUGACCACGCACACCUUAGCAUCUACAGCCUUGUGGUCCUACGUACUGGCGGAGAGACAUUUGGGCGUCGACGGCGGAUUCGUCUGGAACGACGAUGUGGUGCUUGCCAGUGGUUUGACCGUCUUGCUAGCCGCUACUAGCCGCCUACUGCGGUGGGGCGAGGCCUCCAAGGGCCGACGCACGCCUAAGCAAGUCGCUGAGGACAGAUACGCCCGGUGGACGAAGGACCUUAAGGAGCAGAAGCAGGCCGAGCGCCUCAGCGUAGCGUUCUGGAAGGCCGACGGCUGUGUGGGUCCCAAGCCAAAGGUGCGUCGGCUGAGCGAAGUGCGGGCGCGCCGACAUGCUCACCGUGCCCGGAAAGCUGAUCAAGGCCCUACGGGUGCUCGACGAGGGCGUCAAGCUUCAGUCGGGGAGAGUGUCACGAGUGGUUCUGGCGGCCACCGUCUUGGGCACGGUGAGUUCCGUUACCCUCCUCCGCACUUUUCGACGGCCGACCAGAUUCGUGUGGGCCACGCAUUCGAUGACGCCAUGCAGGGCCACGACGGAGUCGCUGAGAAGUUGUGGACCGGCCUCGGUCUCCGACAGUGUAUCCUCGCGGUGAGGCGGUGGGGUGUGCGGUACCGCCUCGCUGUCGUGGUGGACAAAAUCGUGGACGAUGAUUGUGAAACGGUGCCUGACGGCGGGAACGAGGACCGUGGAGGGCGAAGUGCUGGUCGCAAGGAAGAAAGUAAGAGGUCAGUCGUGAAUUUUCCUUGGAGACAACAAGCAGAAAAGAACUUGUGUUGA
Molecule: messenger RNA, 1218 nt
Organism: Phytophthora infestans T30-4
Lineage: Eukaryota; Oomycota; Peronosporomycetes; Peronosporales; Peronosporaceae
Exons: 7
Coding region: 1-1218 (405 amino acids)
Source: RefSeq, a predicted model, not a curated record